AUGCGUUCAUCUACAUUCGUUACUUCAGUUGUUUUAGCUAUUGCUGUCUGCGUCAGUGAGGUUAUUGCCACUCCUCCAGCUUGUCUAUUGGCUUGUGUUGCACAAGUUUCCAAGAGUUCCACAUGCGGUUUAGGAAAGGUUUCUUGUUUCUGCAACGACCAAAGUGAUGCUAUUGAAAACUGUUUGAAAUCUAUAUGUCCAUCUGGUGAUUCUGAUACAGCAUUGUCUUCUUUCAAGAGUACUUGUUCGGAACAUGGUGCAUCUUCUGGUUCUCAGUCCUCUGCGUCAUCGACAUCUACUGUUUCUAAGACGUCGUCUGUUUCGAGUGCAUCCGCUUCUAGUGCAUCCGCUUCUAGUGCUUCUGCUUCGAGUGCUUCUGCUUCUAGUACUCCCGUUGGUUCCGGUUCUUCAAUACUCUCUUCGACUUUGGUUGCUUCCUCGAGUGCUGUUCACAGUUCAAAGGCUUCUGAGUCUACUUUUGCUUCCACCACCUUGUCCUCAUCUAUCAUCCAAGGUAGCACAACACCAGGAUUACCUCUUCAACAGUCUAUUGCUGGUGCCGAAUCUCUAGUCGCAGGUUACGGUGUUGCUGGUUUCUUGAUGAUAGCCGGUAUGUUAAUUUAA
Messenger RNA from Eremothecium cymbalariae DBVPG#7215, 624 nucleotides. RefSeq names its product Ccw14p (gene CCW14). Lineage: Eukaryota; Fungi; Ascomycota; Saccharomycetes; Saccharomycetales; Saccharomycetaceae. The record is from RefSeq and is a predicted model, not a curated record. The transcript has a single exon. Bases 1 to 624 code for a protein of 207 amino acids.